AUGGGGAAUUGCAGAUCUAAGCCACUUAAGGGAGUUGAGAAGAAGGCAUCUACAGUCGAAUUGCGCAUAGAGAAGAGGAAAUUAGUUGAACUACAAGAUGGAAUAACAUAUGAAGGUGAAUGGUUAGGUGAUCGUAAACAUGGCUAUGGUAUUCAAAAGUGGCCUGAUGGUGCAGUAUUUAAAGGUAAUUUUUUUAAUGGAAUGGCCAAUGGAUAUGGAGUUUUUAUUCACACUGAUGGAGAUAAGUACGAGGGUGAAUGGCAGAAUGAUAGAGCUCAUGGUUUCGGUACAUAUACUCAUUCAGAUGGUAGUAAAUAUGUAGGAGAAUGGAAAAAUGACAAGAAGCAUGGAAAAGCUGUUGAGACGUGGGUAGAUGGGAGCAAGUUUGAAGGUAAUUAUGCCUAUGGAUUGAAACAAGGGUUUGGGAGAUUUUCAUGGCAUGACAAUUCAAAAUAUAUAGGGAAUUUUGAUGCCAAUCAAAUUAAUGGAUAUGGUGUUUAUUAUUGGAGUGAUGGGCGUUUAUAUACAGGCUGUUGGCUUAAAAAUCACAUGUUUGGAUUUGGGAAAUUUGAUUGGACAGAUAAUAGAUGCUAUGAAGGUCAAUAUAUUAAUGACAAGAAGGAUGGAGAAGGGAAAUUUGUUUGGCCUGAUGGUAGGGCAUAUAUUGGCCAGUGGAGAAAUGGUAAACAACAUGGCAUUGGUAUAUUUUACAAUGUUAAAGGGGAAGGUAAAAUUGGCGAAUGGAAAGAUGGGAAUCGAUUAAGAUGGAUAAAGAGCUUGUCAGACAACGGAUUUGAUGCGGAAAUUGAGGGUUUGAAGAGUGAAUAUACUAAACAAAGGGAGGAUUAUCUAAAAGCUAGUGAUUUGUGGGAGGAUUACAAGAAAUUACCUAAGACGAAUGCAGAACUACAACAAUUAAGAUUAACACAGAAGUAUGAUGAGUUCCUGGAAAUCUUAGAAACUCCACCAAAUGAUGAUAAUAAUGAAAGAAAGGAACCUGAACAGCCACAUACUCCACAAAAAUCACUAUUAGUGGGGGAACCUCAUAAUGAAGAUACUCAACAAAAGGAAGUAAAGUUGUCUAGUUCUAAACCUCAAUAUGAUGAACAAAAUAAUAGUGGUGAUGAUAUAACUAAUAAAGAAAAGAAUGUAGAUAUGACUGAAGUGGAUAAAGUGAGCCAUGAAGAGAUUUCAGAGACUCAAAAGGUUUCUGAGAAUGAGCAUUCUGUUGUUAAUAGUAAUAAAGAGGAAGAACAAGUUGUAGAGGAUCACUCCAACUCACAACAUCUUCCUGAGGAAGCAACUGAAGUUGAAAUAGAAUUGGGUAAUUCAGAACAUGAGGAACAAGUGGUAGAAUGUGAUGGGACUCCAAAACAUCAAGUUGAGGAGUUUCAAGACGGCAAUAAUAACACACUAGGAGAAGAUGAAAUUAUAGAACAAGAAGUACAGGAUGACAUGCCUAAGGAUACAGUUGAUCUUGAGGAGACAGUUAAUGAAGAUCAAGGUGACCGCGACUUAGUAGCUGAAAAUGAAGCUAGAUCAGAGGAUAAGUGA
Molecule: messenger RNA, 1554 nt
Organism: Cryptosporidium muris RN66
Lineage: Eukaryota; Apicomplexa; Conoidasida; Eucoccidiorida; Cryptosporidiidae
Exons: 1
Coding region: 1-1554 (517 amino acids)
Source: RefSeq, a predicted model, not a curated record